Molecule: messenger RNA, 1476 nt
Organism: Phytophthora sojae
Lineage: Eukaryota; Oomycota; Peronosporomycetes; Peronosporales; Peronosporaceae
Exons: 4
Coding region: 1-1476 (491 amino acids)
Molecular function (GO): protein binding
Source: RefSeq, a predicted model, not a curated record
AUGCGCGUCGUGGGGCUCGUAGCGACCGUCAUCUGCGUGCUCUGCGCCGUCAACCACGCGGAGGCGGGUCAGGACAACGUGGCCAAGGUGCGCGUGGCGGCGGACAAUGCGUUCGCCGGCGGAGACAUGAAGACGGCCAUCUCGCUGCUGUCCAAGCUCAUUGAGCUGGAGCCCAAGAACGAGCGCAACUUCUACAAGCGCUUCCGCGCGUACCUGAGCGAGCGCAAGUACUCGCACGCGCUGACGGACCUGUCGUCGUCGCUGGACGUGAACCCCAAGUACAAGCAGGGCAUGCUGCAGCGCGGCAAGCUGCUCAUGAUGCUGGGACAGUGUGCUGAGGCCUCGCAGGACUUCCAGAACCUCGUCGAGUUGUAUCCGAAGGAUACGGCGGGUGCUGAGCAGCUGGACAAGAGCAGGGAGUGCGCGGCUUACAUCGACGAAGCGGAGCGUGCUCACAGCCGCGGAGACUACCAGUCGGCGUACACGUACUUGACCCAGGUGCUGGAAGGCUCGGCCAUCUCGAGCGUUCCGCUGCUGCUGGAGCGCGCGCAGCUGAGCGUGUCGCUGCAGAACCCGUACGAUGCCAUUGCUGACCUCGGCACGAUCCUCAAGCUGGAACCGUCGAACCUGAUCGCGCUGCAGAUGCGUGGCGAGGUGCUGUACUCGCUCGGAGACAAGCAGUCGCUGGAGGCGGCGCAGUCGCACUACCGACAGGGUCUGCACUCGGAUCCUGAGCACAAGGGCAUCAAGACGCUGUACAGGAGACUGAAGAAGGUGCUGAAGUACGUGAGCCGAGCGGAGGAGGCGAUGCAGCGUGGCGCACAUGCUGAAGCCGUGGAAGACUGGCAGGCGGCAUUGGAGGUGGACCCGGACCACGCGGUCAUGAACAAAGACUUCUACCUGCAGCUGUGUACGAGCGAGCUGCAUCUGAAGCACUUCUCGGAGGCUCGUGACGCUUGUGAGAAGGCUGUGAAUAUCGACGAUAACUUCGCUCAGGCAUUCGCCAAGCUGAGCGAGGCGCAGAUUGGGCUCGAGCUGUACGAAGAUGCUGUACGGUCAGCCAAGCGAGCUCACGAGCUGGACGACUCUAGUCGCGACUUUAAGGAGAAGGUGGCUCAGGCCGAAGCUGCCCUCAAGCAGAGCAAGACCAAGAACUACUACAAGAUCCUGGGCGUGGCACGCAACUCGGAGGCCAAGGAGAUCAAGAAGGCGUACCGAAAACAGGCCCUGGAAUGGCACCCGGACAAGCACACGGACAAGGAUGAAGCAGAGCGCGAGGCGGUGGAGAAGCGCUUCCACGAUAUCGCCGAGGCCUACGAGAUCCUGUCGAACGAGGAGACGCGCGCAAUGUACGACCGCGGCGAGGACGUCUCAGGUAACCCGCAGCAGCAACAGCAGCACCGCGGCAACCCCUUCAGCAACGCCCACUUCUUCCAGCAGGGUGCACGCACCUUCCACUUCAACUUCGGAGGCUAG